AUGAAGCUCUUCUCUAAAUUACUGUCUCAGACGGAUAUUCGUAAAAGAUUAUCCAUUCCAAUGAAAAGCUUUCAAUCUUUUCCACGUUUUAAAGCUGCCCAUGCUCGGAAUUUGCAAGUGAAGGAUGAGAGCGGGGGUCUCUGGCAGUUUCGUCUCUGCAUUCGCAAGAAGAAUUAUUUGAAACCAGUGUUUUCCACAGGUUGGGGCAAGUUUGUUCAGUCCAAGAAUCUCCAGGUUGGGGAUAAAGUGAAGUUGUACAAGGAGGCAGAUCAAGCUUCGGGAGCACAGUUCAAAAUUAAAGCCAAGAGGGCCGUCAAGAUUUUUGGGGUUGUUUUCGGUCUCCAAGACAUUGAUGCUGAUGCAAUUAAUAGGAAAUAUAGGAGUGUAAUUCAUUUUGAUGAAAGUGGGCAAAAAUUUCACUUAUCAGCUUUUGGAAGUUACGCUCGUUAA
Theobroma umbraticum is the source of this 450-nucleotide messenger RNA. The record is from RefSeq and is a predicted model, not a curated record. Lineage: Eukaryota; Viridiplantae; Streptophyta; Magnoliopsida; Malvales; Malvaceae.